Molecule: messenger RNA, 1577 nt
Organism: Folsomia candida
Lineage: Eukaryota; Metazoa; Arthropoda; Collembola; Entomobryomorpha; Isotomidae
Product: TATA-box-binding protein
Exons: 5
Coding region: 179-1297 (372 amino acids)
Biological process (GO): DNA-templated transcription initiation
Molecular function (GO): RNA polymerase II general transcription initiation factor activity; DNA binding
Source: RefSeq, a predicted model, not a curated record
CAUCUUCUCCUGCGCCUCCUUCCGUCUUACUAAGGUGUGAGAAAGACCGUUGAUCUCCUUCCACGUCAUCCAUCCAUCCAUCUUCAUAGUCGAGCAGCUCACUGUCGAAGGGACGGACGGAUUUUGAGACUUCCUCAAAUUUUGUGAAAUUUAACAGUUAAGGUCCUAAUUAACCAUUAUGGCAACACAAGGGAACUUCGCCGUGGCCGUGAAGGAUGAGCCCAAAAGUUCUAACGCACCCAUCAUCUUCUCAUUGGAUGAAUUUGAAGAUGGGUGGUUACCCUACGAACUUGUCCGCGUUGACUCUGGAAACUACCCAAUUUUGAGGGGUCAAGACAAGAGGAAGCGACUACGAAAAGAGUGCUUGGAAGCUGUCAAAGCAGAAAAUCAGUUUUUCGACGACUGCCAGAAGGAUGAAUUGGCUGAAGGAAACCUCAAGGGCAAACGAAAGUCGGCAAGAAAACCAAGUUUGGUGGCGACUGAGACAGCUCGGAAAUUGCCACUUCGGGCGACUCGACGAAUUGGAACUGCAGGAGAAGGAGAUCCACCAAGUUUCGUGCCAUGCAAUCUGCCACGACAACGGCCUGCAUUUGAAGUCAGUCCUGCCAACUUUGAAGCCAACGGGAUUCUCGGAAAUGGGAAGGGCACUGUGUUUCCCAAGUAUGAACUUGAUUCGCAGUACAACUUCAUCAUUCCCGAGCCGCACAAGUUGAAGAAUGCUCCGUGGAAGCAGAGUCCAAUUGAGCCGCCGAAAGGGUUGGAACCAACCGUUUUAUCUGUGGCGGCGUCGGUGAACUUGGGUGCAGAUUUGGACCUGAAAGCCAUUGCUGAUGCAUGUUUGGAUUUGAGCUAUAAUCCCGAGUCAUUCGCACCCUUGGUCAUGCGUCUCAAAGAUCCAAUCGCCACGGCGAUGGUCCACCGAGGUGGCCGAAUGACCGUGGCUGGAGCCAAAUCGGUGGAGGAUUGCAAGAUUGCAGUGAGAAAGUUCACAGCGAUGGUUCGGUCGGUGGGAUUCAAUGUGAGACCAUUUGGAAUGUUGAUUAAAAACAUCUCUGCCACCUUCAGUGUUGGCUUCAAGAUUAGGUUGAGGCACCUCUCCAAGAAUCGAAUGCUCACCCCACAAAUAACAUAUGAACCUGACUCGUUUACCGGAGUUUCGAUGGCUUUGCCAUUUCCGAAAGCUAAUGUGAUGGUGUUCCGGACUGGAAGCGGGAUGAUACAAGGAGUUACCACUUUCAAGGAUCUCGAUAAGGUCUUGAAGAUUAUUUACCCCCACCUCAAAAUGUAUGCAAUGUAGGAAGGUCAGGAUCGCAAGAAACUAUUUGGCACUCGAAUUCAGGAUAAUCUUCAACUUUGGAAAUUUUUUUUGGAAAACUCGUAAACGAGGAUCAAAUUCACAUCAAAUUAAAAUAACUUUAAUUUCAUCUUAUUUUAUUUAAAUAUAUUGUUACUAUUUGAUAGAAAUUUGCAUACCAAUUCUAACCAAUGGUAAGAAUUAAAUAUGCACUUAUCUUAUGUAUUAUAAUUGUUCCAUAUAAAGUAUAUGCAAUAAAUAAAGCGAAUCUCCGAUAAUAAAA